Molecule: messenger RNA, 3765 nt
Organism: Melanotaenia boesemani (Boeseman's rainbowfish)
Lineage: Eukaryota; Metazoa; Chordata; Actinopteri; Atheriniformes; Melanotaeniidae
Gene: itgb1a
Product: integrin, beta 1a
Exons: 16
Coding region: 337-2745 (802 amino acids)
Biological process (GO): integrin-mediated signaling pathway; cell migration; cell adhesion mediated by integrin
Cellular component (GO): focal adhesion; cell surface; integrin complex
Molecular function (GO): fibronectin binding; integrin binding; collagen binding involved in cell-matrix adhesion
Source: RefSeq, a predicted model, not a curated record
UGGUAGGGGGCAGCGGAGCUGGUCACUUUUCUGCUGCUUCACCAGAUUUAGAUCGAACACAAGAGACGCGCUCAACGAGGAUAACGUUUUUCUUUCGGGAUUUUUUUCCCCGUUUAUUUGGCUGUUAUUUCACAGACUGAAGAGCUUUAUUUGUUUCUCUGAGGGGACUGAGCAGCAGGAGAAAUUUGCUUUAAGUUAACGGAGGAGAAAGUGUCCCCCCUCCCUCUCUCGGUGCCAGCACGGCAGAUAGUCGCUGCUUCAUCACUGGGAUCUGAACGAGGAGAGCUAGCUUACUGCUCCUGUAUGUUGCCUCGGCUAUAACACCUCUGCUGCGCGAUGGACCUGAAGCUGAUCUUGAUGACAUUUUUAGUCUUUUAUGCCUGUAAUGCACAGAAAGAGGGGAAUGAGUGCAUCAGUGCUACGGCAAGAUACUGCGGACAGUGCAUCCAGGCUGGAGCCAAAUGUGGCUGGUGUACAGACCCGGAUUUCCUAAAACAGGGUGAAACUGUGUCAGCCCGAUGUGAUGAGGUGGAGUCUCUAAAGAAAAGGGGCUGUGGCAAAGCAUUGAUUGAGAGCCCACACGGUGGACAGAAAGUCCUCAAGAACAAGGCCGUUACAAACCGCAAGAAAGUUACGGAGCAGAGCCGCAGAGAGAAGUUAAAGCCAGAGGACAUCACUCAGAUCCAGCCCCAGAAAAUCACCCUCACCCUCCGAUCUGGAGAGCCCCAGACUUUUCCCUUGAAGUUCAAGCGGGCUGAAGAUUACCCCAUUGACCUGUACUAUUUGAUGGACCUGUCCUACUCCAUGAAGGAUGAUCUGGAGAAUGUUAAGAACCUGGGGACCAGUCUCAUGUUGGAGAUGUCAAAGAUUACUUCUGACUUCAGGAUAGGUUUUGGAUCCUUUGUGGAGAAGACCGUCAUGCCGUACAUCAGCACCACCCCGGCCAAGCUGCUGAACCCAUGCACAGGUGACCAGAACUGCACCAGUCCGUUCAGCUACAAGAAUGUGCUGAAGUUGACCAGCGACGGCCAGCGAUUCAACACCCUGGUGGGCCAGCAGCAGAUCUCUGGAAACCUGGACUCUCCGGAGGGGGGCUUUGAUGCCAUCAUGCAAGUGGCUGUGUGUGGGGAACAGAUCGGCUGGAGAAAUGUGACCCGUCUGCUGGUGUUCUCCACCGAUGCUGGAUUCCACUUUGCUGGAGAUGGCAAACUGGGUGGCAUCGUACUGCCUAAUGAUGGAAAAUGUCACUUGGAGAACGAUGUUUACACAAUGAGUCAUUAUUAUGACUAUCCCUCCAUCGCUCACCUUGUUCAGAAGCUGAGUGACAACAACAUUCAGACCAUCUUUGCUGUUACAGAAGAGUUCCAGCCUGUUUAUCAGGAGCUGAAAAAUCUGAUCCCAAAGUCUGCAGUGGGCACUCUGUCUGCAAACUCAAGCAAUGUAAUCAACCUCAUCAUCAAUGCUUACAAUUCUCUCUCUUCAGAGGUCAUUCUGGAGAACAGCAAGCUUCCAGAGGGGGUGACCAUAGCGUACAAAUCCGUCUGCAAGAAUGGAGUGGUUGGUGAGGGUGAAAAUGGACGGAAAUGCUCCAACAUCUCCAUCGGAGAUGAGGUCAUGUUUAAUAUCAGUGUCACUUCAAAGGGCUGUCCAAAGGACGGUAAGUCUGAGACCAUUAAGAUAAAGCCCCUGGGAUUCACCGAGGAGCUGGAGGUUGUCCUUAACUUCAUCUGUGAGUGUGAAUGCCACAAAAAAGCCAUUGAGAACAGUCCAGACUGCCACUUUGGUAAUGGGACCUAUGAAUGUGGAGCGUGCAAAUGUAACGAGAACCGCGUGGGCAGAAACUGUGAAUGCAGCAGCAACGACGUGGCCACGGAGGACAUGGAUCGAACCUGUCGCAAAGACAACGGGACGGACAUCUGCAGCAACAACGGAGACUGUGUGUGCGGCACAUGCGAAUGCAAGAAGAGAGACAACCCAGAGGAGAGGUACAGCGGCCAGUACUGCGAGUGUGACAACUUUAACUGCGACCGCUCUGGAAACAAGCUGUGUGGUGGCCAUGGACGCUGUGAAUGCAGGGUGUGCAUCUGUGACCCCAUGUGGACAGGAAGUGCCUGCGACUGUUCUCUGGACUCUAGAAGCUGUAUGGCCAGCAACAAGCAGAUCUGCAACGGAAGAGGGACGUGUGAAUGUGGGACUUGCAAGUGUACAGACCCCAAAUUCCAGGGUCCCACAUGUGAAACCUGUCCUACCUGUCCAGGAGUCUGCCCUGAGCACAAGGAUUGUGUUGAGUGUCGGGCUUUUGGCACCGGUGAGAAGAAAGAGGAGUGCAAGGAGAAGUGUGAUUACUUCAAAAUGAUGAAAGUGAAGGACAGAGGCCAGCUGCCCCAGCCCAACACGGCCUCCUACCCCGUCAUGCACUGCAAGGAGAGGGAUGCCAACGACUGCUGGAUCUACUACACAUACGCCAUCAAUAAUGACACAGAAACAGAGGUCCAUGUGGUGGAAAAGCCCGACUGCCCCUCCGGUCCUGACAUCAUCCCCAUCGUGGCAGGCGUGGUCGCUGGCAUCGUCCUGAUCGGCUUGGCUCUUCUGCUCAUCUGGAAGCUGUUGAUGAUCAUCCACGACAGAAGGGAGUUUGCCAAGUUUGAGAAGGAGAAGAUGAACGCCAAAUGGGAUACGGGGGAAAAUCCGAUCUACAAAAGUGCCGUCACAACUGUGGUCAACCCCAAAUACGAAGGCAAAUGAAGCAAACUCUGCGAUAAAGUAUCCGACAGCUGCAGUAUUUACUUUUGGUUCGUGGUUGGACGGGAGCACAUGGUGGAAAAAUGUGCGUUUUUUGUUGUUUUCUCAUUACGAUGUAUCGUUGGGCCACUGCUUCUUUUAUUUUUACUAACACACAUGAUUUAUAUGUAUUUGUUGUAUUUUUAGAUGUACAGUAUACAGUCUGUGUAUAUACUUGGAAGUUGCAUAUUUGCAAAAGUUGAUGCAUUUUUUUUUCUGCCAAAGGACUGGUUUGGGCAGAGGAUUACGUUCUUUCUCAUUUUUAACAAGACAGUGUGGAUUUUAUGGAUAUGCAACAUGUGCAGGAGCUUCUUUGUUCUGACUUCCUGUAAGGUUCUCCUGAUCCAGACAGAACCUCAGUUCACUCGCCCAUCACGUUGUAUCUGUGUGUUUAGAAAACAUCUGCAAUAGGAACAAUUUUCAGCUUCAGUUGGACAGCUGUGGUAAAGCAGAUCAUGCAGAGAUUGUAAAUGUACUUUGAAUUUAGAAGAAGCCAGUGUACUUACUGAGUCUAUGUCUUGAAGGAGUUUAAACACAAGUUGAAGGCAAAUAUGAACUAUGAUUAUUUGUAUUGUUAAUAUACUGAUAAAAGGGACUGUUAACCACUGGUUAAAAUGACAAAAUUGUAGCGAUGAUGAACAAUCAAAGGAUUUUAAUGGUUACAGUUACGAUGUAUUAUUGAGAUUUUGUUUCUGCAGUUACUUUAAUCUCAGGUCCCCAUGUCGACAACACCAAAACUAUGUUUUCUGUCAGCUUCUUUGGUGACUUGUAAACACAUUUUUGUGUCUGUUACGUUUAAUGUUUUGUUUAAACGGUAAGACUGAAACAUGAGUAUUCAUUGAUGAAAUGUUUUCACACCCAAAUGCCUCAGAAAUGCCACACACACAAGCUUUUUUACAGUAUUGUUUUUAAAGUGCCUUUUAUUUCAGUAUCAUGCUCUUUAAAUGCUGUUUGAGAUAUUUAUUAAAUACAGAACAAAAACUG